GACACCACCAGAGGCGCAACUUUCACUUUGUCGAGUUGGAAUCCCUACUCCAUGUAAUCGGUAAAAGUUAAUAACAGCCUCAUACGCCCGGCUGACCUCCAAAGUGGCGUCCGAGUGACCUCUUUUCCCAGAAGUUAAUGUUAUCUCUGGCCAUGUCCAGUCCCGCACUGUCGACCCCUCUGUCGGGAAGCUUACAUAAUGAUGGGGGAACAUUCAGAGUCAGGCAGGGGACCUUUUUGCCGCUGUACAGUAGUCCAGUCCAGGCAUUGAUUAUUGCAUGACGAAACUGGCCCAGCCAGAGGCGGUUGGAUUUGUGACCAACAUUGUGACUCAGACCUUGUUGAAUUAACUCCCCUUGUUUUUUUUAAUCGUUGAGUGUUAAAAUAACAGCUGACCCAUGUAAUUAAAACGUCAUAGGUUGGGUUGCCUGUUGACAACCUCGACCUGGCCGCCACAUCAAACCCCCAUUAUGCUGGACUAUGCGUUCCCCUGCGUGAUGCAGUUCAAUUGUGUGCGCGUGUGUGUGCGUGUUAACGCUCUCUUUGUUGACUUGCCGUGGCUUGCAGCGUUCUCUUGUGCUCCCCCUUUGCCGAAACGGGGGAAACAUUUUCAGCAGGAAUAAACUUUUGCUCCCGGAGCUUAGUCCAGCGACUCGAGGCGUACCAGUCCCAGGUGCAUUUCCGACGUGAACGGCUUCAUUAUGUGGAGGAGAAAACGCGCUCUGAGGGAGUCAGUGGCAUGUCUUGUACUUUUCACUCUGCUGUGCGAUGCCCAUCAAUUCCUGACACAGAGAACAGCUUCCCAGUUCCUUGUGCGUCAGCGGCGGGCUAACAACUCCCCCUUCGAGGAGACCAAGAAGGGGAACCUGGAGAGGGAGUGCAUCGAGGAGCUGUGUGACAAGGAGGAGGCGCGAGAAGUCUUCGAGAAUGACCCUGAAACUGAGUACUUCUAUCCAAAGUAUGUCGCUUGCCUGGGAACGUACCGUGUGGGGAUAGUCCCUGGGGGCCCUGCACAGAGCGUCUCCCAAGACCUGCGGACCUGCGUAAGAGAGAUCAAUGACCAGUGCACGCCGAUGCCAUGCUUUAAAGAAGGGACCGAGCGCUGCACGGAUGGCAAGGGGAUGUUUACGUGUGUGUGCAAACCUGGAUGGAAAGGAGUGCGCUGUGAGGAUGAUAUCGACGAAUGCAUAGAUCCGGAGUUCCCAGCGGGGUGCAGCCAAAAGUGCCACAACAUCCCCGGCAGCUAUCAUUGCAUGUGUGAGAACGGCUACUACAUGAACGACAAGACCACCUGUAUAGAUAUUAAUGAAUGUAUGCUGUACCCGACCAGCUGUGCGGAGCCUGCGGUGUGCGUGAACUCACCAGGCAUGUAUGAGUGCAAAUGUCCCUCCGGAUUCAAGUACAACUUCACCUCACGGGAGUGCCAAGACGUGAAUGAGUGUUUGCAGGGUGUGUGCCAGGGUGAUUGCGUGAACAUGGUGGGCAGCUACAUGUGCUUCUGUGACGGGCGCAAGGGUCUGCGUCUGGCGGCGGACGGCUGGUCCUGCAUGGAGAUUCCGGAAUGUGUGCAGCUCCAGGACGACAGGCACUCAGAGAUGCUCUACCUCGGCGAGCAGUUUGCCGGUCUGCCCGUCAUAUACCUGAGGUUCAGGCUCCCGGAGAACACCAAGUUUGCUGCUGAGUUUGACUUCCGCACGUUCGAUCCUGAGGGGGUCGUGCUGUACGCUGAGUCGUCGCAGGACUCCUGGUUCAUGCUGGGCCUGCGGGGGGGCCGCAUAGAGGUGCAGUUCAAGAACCAGCACUCCCUCAAGGUCACCAGCGGGGGCAAGGCCAUCAACGACGGAGAGUGGCACGUGAUAUCAGUGGAUGAACUGGAGAACAGCAUCAGUGUUAAGAUCAGUAAAGAGGCAGUGAUGAGCAUCACCAGUCUGGAGAGCCUCUUCACCUCAGUCAACGGCAAACUGGAAACCAAGGUUUACAUCGCUGGCCUGCCCAACCGGACGGACAGUGUCAUCAAACCAAUUAACCCGCGUUUAGACGGCUGCAUUCGGGGUUGGAACCUGAUGAACCAGGGGGCGUCUGGGGUGAAGGAGGUGAUCCAGGGGAAGGAGAGCAAGCACUGCUUCGUCCACGUGGAGCGGGGGUCCUUCUUCACUGGCGUCGGUCUGGCCCAGUUCAAAAAAGACUACAGUGAGGCAGGCUCCUGGAAGGUCAGUUUAAAGCUGAGCAUCCGGCCAUCUAAAAGCACAGGGAUCCUGUUUGCCCUCGUGGCAAACAACACAGUUCCGCUCUCAGUAGCCGUGGUCACGCAAGGAGAAAGCGACGCAGACCUGCAGGUGUUCUUGGACGGCACGGUGGUUGCUACGCUAACGACGUUGCUGCUGUGUUACCCCGAGCGACUGGAGGUGGAGGUGAACGUGUCGGAGACGGAGCUCCUGCUCUGGACCAACUCCUCCAACUCCGAGGUCUCCUACACCACACAGAGCCAACUGCAGGAGGCGCUGUCUCGUUUUAACACCACCAUGCAGACUCCUGUUGACACAUACAUCGGCGGACUUCCUGAUCUUCCCAUCUCCACUACACCAGUGUCUGCCUACUACCACGGCUGCAUAGAGCUCUCUGUGAACGGAGAACAGCUGGACUUUGACAACGCCGUCAGUAAGCACAACAGCAUCAAGUCCCACUCCUGCCCACCUGUCUCCACCUGACCCAGCCAUGGCCAACCGUGAAGAACGCAACACAGUGGUCACAGGCAGGUUUCUGUGACACAGUUGACACAUGAAUUUGCUGACAGAAAGAAAAGCAAUAAUGUUGAGAAAAACAAGAGGAAGAAUGAGAGUUUUUUUCUGGGAUGAAUGAUGUUGCAUGCACACACACACACACACACACACACACACACACACACACACACACACACACACACACACACACACACACACACACACACACACACACACACAAAACAAGCACAAAAUACAUGAUGUCCUUGAGGCAAUGGCAUGUUGUGACGUUUACAGAUAAGCAAACAGAGACACAAACACCCACACACGUACACAAUCACACAUGCACAAACACAAAAACACACACACACACACACACACACACACACACACACACACACACACACACACACACACACACACACACACACACACACACACACACACACACACACACACACACACACAAACUUUCAUUGGACAAUUCUCCCUCAGAAUAGAAAAGUCAUGUUCCAUUAUUGAAUGAAUACUGUUCAGAUAUUUCCCCCUGAAAAUGUACUAUUAAAGACACAACAUGUUACGACUGAGAGGUGAUAAAAGAGGUGUGAAAACUCCA
Engraulis encrasicolus (European anchovy) is the source of this 3335-nucleotide messenger RNA. It is a transcript of the gene pros1, whose product is annotated as protein S. The transcript has 14 exons. Gene Ontology annotation, molecular function: calcium ion binding. The record is from RefSeq and is a predicted model, not a curated record. Bases 701 to 2707 code for a protein of 668 amino acids. NCBI's taxonomy places the organism in Eukaryota, Metazoa, Chordata, Actinopteri, Clupeiformes, Engraulidae. Gene Ontology annotation, cellular component: extracellular region.